CACCUAACCCUAACCCUCACAGGAAACUUUUUUUUUUAACUUUCUCUCAAAAAAAAAAAAAACAUUCUGUAUUAUUUAUAAGCGUUUUGAAAAAUGGGGACAUGUCCUCAUAAGUCACCCUCUCCUUGUAAUAUGUGUCGACUCAUACCCAUGUCAUUAUAAAGAGUUGUGUCCUGAUAUGUCACAAAAACGAGCACACACAGACAGACUGACACACACACACACAGACAAACAGACAGACAGACAGACAGAUAUAUAGAUAGAUAGAUCUUUUAUGUUGUAUCUCCAUGGUGUCACACACCACACAACACGAAUGUAAGGCUAUGAAAGACAUGAGAGGAGCGCAGGUGAGACGACAGACGUCACGUGACCAGAGGUUCAGCGUCCAGGUGAGGGAGCUGCUGUACACGACAGUUGAACAAACAACAACGAGCUGGGAUGUAGUUCACGGCAUAAAUAUUUUCAUCAUGAAUUCAAGCGGUAGAUUAUCAGAUGAUGAAGAAAAGAUUACGGUUUUGUCUUGGAUCUACGUCUCGACUUUGAGUUUAAGUCUGAUAGGUAGUUUUUCUGUCGUGGUGGUUUCCGUCAUAAAGAGAAAGCAUCUCAAUGAACAGGCAAAGCCUCUUCUUCAGCUGGCGCUGGCAGAUUUCCUGGCAUCACUUGUGUUGAUGAUCACCGCCUUAAGUAAUUUAACCGAUGAAAUUUGGCCGUUCAGUAAAAAGAUGUGCAACCUCGGAUUGCCUUUGUCUUUGGCCUUCUACUGCAUCUCGUUUCUGCUUGUCAUCAUUUAUGCCUAUGAGUCAGCACAUGCGUUUCAAGGAUGGAGAGAAAAACCAGUGCAGGAAGCUUUUGAAACCCAGUUAACACAGUUAUCACGCAGAAGGAGGAAAUUUUGUCUGACCUAUGUUAUUGCGUGGCUUGUACCAAUAAUUGGAUACUUCAUCUAUAUUCAUACCGUCAGUUAUAUUGAAGCUACUAUUGCACCAGAAGAGAUACCAACACUGACAACCGUCAGCAGAGAUCCCGUCAGAUUCUGCAACAGCUGCAUUCUCUUCCUGCGUCUUAUAAAUGAAUCCUGCAUAACAUUGGAUCCAGGUCAUGCUAAGUUCAUUCAAAUUUUCACAUUGAGCAAUGUGUUGAUCGUCAUCAUCAUCUGCACAAUGUUCUACUGUAAGUUAGACAGCUCUUAUAGGCAUUAUGCGAACACAAGGAUGAUCACAAUGACACGGAGACAUCGAGGUGGGAUUUGGUCCUCGGCUCGAUACAUGAUCCUUGUUGUCAUUUUCUGCUGGACACCAGCGCUGCUUCUCAUUUGUCUGUCGUUCGCACAACCUAAGAUAAAAUAUCUCUUCCCUCUCUAUGUCACUCAGGCGCUGUCAGUGUCACUCCAGGGUUUUCUGAACAGUAUUGUGUACGCAUGGAGACGACGCAAUUUCAGAGACGCCGUGCUUGGGGAACGUCUGCCUCUCAUGGCCUACUCUAACAGAGCCUUCUUUGACCAAUCAUUAAAUGAGCCAUCAUGAAAUCUCAAUAUGAAAUCAUGUACGUGUUAUGUGUGUAUAAAAUACAAGUUUUCUUUUACAAAAAUGUUUGCUUAAAUGAUUUCUUUUUAUUUAUAUAUAAUUUUAGGAAAUGCUAUAUAUUUGCUGUCUGCAGAACAGUACUUUCCUUGAAAUGUAUAAACCAAUAGUGGAGCCUCAAAAAGACAAAUUAUUAGUUGUUUAUUUUCAAACCAUACUUUCACCUUACUUACAAGAGUGAUAUUAUAUGGAAACUGUAUAUUUGAUGUAUCAGAUAUUCAACUUCAAUUUUGUUCAAUAAAUGUCUAUGUACAGCCAUGAGCCAGUACGUCUAGUUCUUGACUGAACGAGUUUGCUAGCUCAUCUAUUACCUAACAAUGACAAAACCACAUGCCACAGGGCUGCGGUAGUAUAAUA
This is a messenger RNA of Carassius gibelio (silver crucian carp), 1937 nucleotides long. RefSeq names its product transmembrane protein 116. The record is from RefSeq and is a predicted model, not a curated record. The transcript has 12 exons. Lineage: Eukaryota; Metazoa; Chordata; Actinopteri; Cypriniformes; Cyprinidae. Gene Ontology annotation, biological process: adenylate cyclase-activating G protein-coupled receptor signaling pathway. Bases 288 to 1523 code for a protein of 411 amino acids. Gene Ontology annotation, molecular function: G protein-coupled receptor activity. Gene Ontology annotation, cellular component: plasma membrane.